UGUUAAACAAUAUUAUGUUAAAAAAUACUAAAUUAGCUUUAUUCAUACAUUGAUGUCUCUAAUCAAAUGCUGUUUUUUUGUUACUCUUUUCUAACCAGACUCAGUGAGUGCCAGCGAGUACAAAUACCACAUUGUGAAAUUACUCCACUAUAAGUAAAAGUCCUGUAUUCACAAGUUACUUCGUAAAAGUACUGUUAUAAGUUAAGACUGCUUAAGACAAGGCCUCACAAAGUGAUUAAUAAUAUUUAUAAUAAUAAAAAUCCUGCCAUUUUAAGUUUAGGUAUCUGAUAUGUGGUGGUCAUCGGUUCAUAUAAGUUUCUUUAGGUUGACACGUCAUCAUCUUCUCUUGUGAUUAUCACUCAACUGCCAGUUUCCUGUUGCAUCUUUCUAACAUCCUUUUUCUUGGUGCAUGUUGUGAGAAUGUGAAAUAACACUGAGUAGCUGUUUGACAGUCAGGAGUUCGACUUCAGCUUUUCUCUCUUGGAAGGAGUCAUCAGUGGGUGAGCAGCCAUGGUGCUGUCUCCCCUCCUCCUCCCCCUCUUCCUCCUCCUCUCUCCUCUCCCCUCCACCUCUCUGUCACCAUCCUCCACCCAUGGAGUUGUGCCGGCUGUGUCGGCAGCAGGUCCGAUCCUGCAGGACCGGCCUUUCGUUGUGGUGUGGAACAUGCCGACUGCACGCUGUCACAAACUCUACAACAUCCACCUGGACCUGAGCUUCUUCGAUAUCGUGGAGAACAAACAGCAGCGCUUCCAGGGACAGAAAAUGACCAUCUUCUACCGUGACCACCUGGGGAAAUAUCCGUACCUCUCCCGAGAUGGCAGGAUGGUGAACGGAGGGAUACCGCAGCUCAGCGACCUCUCCGCUCACCUUUCCUCCAUGGUGACGCAGAUUUCCGGCUUGCUGCGGCCAAACUUCACCGGUUUAGCCGUUAUCGACUGGGAAGAGUGGCGACCGUUGUGGGAGUUAAACUUCGGCACCAAGAAAGAGUACAGGAGGCAGUCCAAGCUACUGGUGAGGCAGGAGAGACCGGAUCUGCCAGAGAGGGAGACCACAGCGUUGGCAAGGCAACGGUUUGAGGAGAGCGCUCGGAAGUUGAUGGAGGAGACGCUGCGGUCGGCGCUCAGAGAACAUCCCAGUGGAUUGUGGGGUUUUUAUGGUUUUCCUCUCUGCUUUAAUAAGCACAAGGAAAAGACAGAUAAAAGCUACACAGGUCGCUGCAGCAGGGGAACCAGAGAGAAAGACGACCGUCUGUCCUGGCUCUGGCGUCAGUCCACUGCUCUCUAUCCCAGCGUCUACCUGCCACAGAGGCUGGCAGGAUCCACGGACGCAGCUCUGAUGGUCAGGCACAGGCUGCUGGAGGCUUUGAGGGUGGCCUCAGUUUGGCGCCGUGACACCGAUCACGCCACACCGGUCCUCCCCUACGCCAGGCUGGCAUUCACACACACUCUCACUUUUCUCAAUAAGACAGACCUGGAGCACACACUGGGGGAGAGUGCGGCGCUGGGAGCUGCAGGUGUGGUGCUUUGGGGUCAGCUGAAAUUUGCCAAAUCCAAGCAUCAGUGCGUCCUCCUCCGGGACUACAUCCACACUGUCCUGGGUCCCUUCGUUCAGUCGCUGAGGUCCGACACGGAUCGAUGCAGCCUCCAGCUCUGCCGCGGCAACGGACGCUGCGCCAGGCGACGCCCCGGCUCUAGUCACAUGUUCUCCUCAGGUUCUUCAGCUGUGACCUCUGACCUGAAUGAAAUUAAUCCCCUCACUGACUCCUCCUCCAGUGGCAAACCUUUUCGAAACCACUUCAUGUGUCAGUGCUACCCGGGCUGGACCGGGCAGGAGUGUCAGGAGAAGAAGAAGAAGAAGAAGAAGAAGAAGAAGAAGAAGAAGGAUGAAAACAGACAGAAGAGCAAGUAACCCAAACCAAGGUGCUGUUAGUAAUGUCAAAAUGAAUUAAAACAAAUUAAUAUGUGAAUUUUGUUUAGUUUGUAUUUUUUUUAAAUAGGGUGAAAUUUACAUACAAUUUUACAUGAUUUUAUAAAUUAGAAACCAUCAAGUGCUUCAUAGUGCAAAUACUGAAAUUUGUUAAUCUAUUCAUUGAUAACAUCGACAUUCUCCAUCAGAAAACUCAUUGAUAUUGGUACCUCUG
Molecule: messenger RNA, 2140 nt
Organism: Centropristis striata (black sea bass)
Lineage: Eukaryota; Metazoa; Chordata; Actinopteri; Perciformes; Serranidae
Gene: hyal3
Product: hyaluronidase 3
Exons: 7
Coding region: 511-1908 (465 amino acids)
Biological process (GO): carbohydrate metabolic process; hyaluronan catabolic process
Cellular component (GO): acrosomal vesicle
Molecular function (GO): hyalurononglucosaminidase activity
Source: RefSeq, a predicted model, not a curated record